UUUCAUGUCAAUAUCUAUGCUAAUGCUUGUCAUUUCCCAAAUACCUCAUUUCCUUCACAAAAUUCUAUACAAUCCAUUAAUAAAGCAUUUUAGAGGUGGUAUUAUGUGGUAAUGAAAAUUUGUUAAAAAAACAAAAAAAAGACUAAAAGCACAUUUUUCUGGCAGAAUUUCUUUGGAAAAUCAUAUACAAACUCAUUAUCAUUCUCACAAUUUAUGACCACUCACCAAACAUGUUGUGAGAGUAAAUGAUAGAUUGAGGCUAUUUAAGUGCUCUAAAACAAAGAGUUAAGGCACCCAAGAAGACAAAAACGGGCCCUCCUCCUAGAACUUAAGUACCUCAUUGUGCCUUACACUCUUUGGUUGGGUUCCACUGAUUAAACCCUUAGAAUGAGAAUUAAUAUACUAUCAUUUAUUUCAAAAUAGGAUUGCUUGAUAAAAUUACAAAUCGAUUUUCUUAAAAAAGUUUGGUUUAUGUUUAAUGUUCGAUAUAUGAUGAUAUACUUGGCAAUCAACUAAAAUACUAGCCCCCCAAAAUCUCGUUAUAAUUGUAUUUAAUAUUAAAUGUGACUAAUGUACCAAAACAAAAAACGUAUUAAGUGACAUCUUGUUCUAGUUCCAAUAAAAAGUACGAAGUAUGUAUUUUCGUUAUUUAAAAAAAAAAGAAAAAUCGAAGUAUGUUUUACCAUACCCAUAGUACCUUACUAAAAUACGUAAUUAUACAUAAUAAUGGUAAAAACAUCCCUAAAAAAUAUUUAGAUCUAGCAACUUUACUAGUAUUUUUUUUCUAGGGAACAUUAUAAGUAUUUUAGGACAAAAUGAGAUACUUUGUAUACAGAGUAGUAAUAUUCACACCUUGUUACCACUAGGAAUUAAACAAGAAAAAAUAAAAGUACACAUGUUUUCCUCCAUUUUAAUAAGUUCUUGAUAAUAAGAGGUUAAUUAAAGAUUGUUUUAGAGCCUUAAAAGGAAAAAGAAUUCCUAAUCCUUUUAAGUUAAUGCUAUUAUCGUGUGUAUUGGUGUGUCAUGUUCGCAUGUUACUCAUAUCUGUUAAUUUUAUAAAUUAAAUGCCCAAAUUAUUGGGAGUUUUAUGCCGGAAAGUCCCUGCAAUUUUCCGGCGCUUGCAUCUUGAUUCCUACUAUAAGACUGACAUUUCUGAGCUUAUCUUCUUAAACAAUCGUGCUAUUGACAAUCACAUCAGAUCAGGGUCUUUAGCCUCUGCUCACCAACUGUUCGAUGAAAUGUCUCUGAGAGAUGUUGUUUCUUGGAACUUGCUAAUUUCUGGGUACAAACGCUAUGGAAUGCCAGUAAAAGCGUUUGAAUUGUAUUCUGAAAUGGUAUUUCAGGGUUUUAGUGAAAGCCCAUCAACAUGUUCCUCUGUCAUGAGCAUUUGUAGCAAUAAUGGGUUUUAUUUUGAGGGAAUUCAAGUACAUUGUAGAGUGAUUUCACUUGGGUUUUGUGGGAAUUUGUAUAUUGGGGGUUCAAUUGUGGACCUAUAUAUGCAAUCAGGGUUUGUUGAUGAUGGGUUGAAAUUUUUGGAUGAGAUGCCUGAAAGGAAUGAUGGUGUUUGGAAUUCGGUUUUUCGUGGAUUUUGUAAAUUGGGUUUGUGGGAUGAGGUUAUAAGGCAGUAUUCAAGAGUGAAAUUUGAUGGGGUUGUGUUGAAAGAUCUUAUGGUUUGUUAUUUGCUUCAGGGCUGUUGUAAUGGAAACUUUGUAAUUCAAGGAGAACAGUUGCACUGUCAUGCUCUCAAGGCUGGGCUGGUUGAAUCGAAUCGGUUUGUUGCUAAUGCAUUGGUGGAUUUUUACUCAGCUUGUGGGACUCUGAUUGAUGCUCUGAAAUCAUUUGAAGUUAUUCCUUAUAAUGCUGUGAUUUCGUGGAAUUCAAUUGUUUCUGCAUAUGCUAAUAGUGGGGUGUUGUUUGAUGCACUUGAAUGUUUUGUGCGGAUGCAGUACUGGAGUAUGAAACCAUCUGUUCGUUCACUUGUUGCGCUCUUGAAUUCGUGCAGCAAAAGUAGGAAUCUCGUUGUGGGAAGACAGUUGCAUUGUUUUGCUCUAAAGUUAGGUUUUGAUUGUGGAAGCAUCCAUGUUCAGUCUGCUCUUAUUGAUAUGUAUGGAAAAUGUUACGAGAUUGAGAGUUCAUUUAAUAUAUAUGAGGAAUGCUUUUAUAAAACUAGGGAGUGCUGCAAUGCUCUUUUGACAUCUAUGUUACAUUGUACUUGUGCUGAAGAGGUGGUCGAGUUGUUUAAAUUCAUGGUUGAUGAGGGGAUUGAAUUUGAUGAAUUCUCCUUGUCCACUGCACUGAAAGCAUUGUCAGGAUCUUCUUUUGUGAGCUUAACAAGCUGCACAUUGCUUCAUUCUCUUGCUAUAAAAAAUGGAUUAGAAUCUCAUAUUGUGGUUUCAUGUUCACUAAUUGAUGUAUAUUCCAAAUUAGGCCAGGUUGAUCAUUCACACAGCAUAUUUGAGGGUUUACGUUCACCCAAUGUUGUCUCCUUUACAUCAAUUAUAAAUGGGUAUGCCCGGAAUGGAUUAGGAAGAGAAUGCCUAAAAUUGCUCAAAAUGAUGUUCCGAAAGGGUUUGGAACCAGAUAGGGUGACAUUCUUGUGUGUUUUGACAGGGUGUAAUCAUUCAGGUUUAGUAGAGGAAGGAAGACGGGUUUUUGAGUCCAUGAAAUCACCCCAUGGUAUUGAACCAGAUCAAAGGCAUUAUUCAUGCAUGGUUGAUCUCUUAGGACGUGCGGGGUUGGUAUAUGAAGCGGAAGAAUUGUUGAAGUUGUCUUUUGUAAAGGAUGAUUCUUUCAUGUGGAGUUCACUGCUGAGAAGUUGCAGGAUGCACAAGAAUAAAGUUGUUGGACAAAGGGUUGCAAAACGUUUGAUGGAGCUUGAACCCGAAAAUUCUGCAGCGUGUCUGCAAGUUUCAAACUUUUAUCAUGAAGUUGGAGAUUCUGAAUUGUCCAUGCAAUACAGAGAGAUUGGAAUGGCAAGACAUUUGGUUAGGGAGAUUGGUCACAGCUUUAUCGUUUGAAUUGUGAAUAUGAGGUACAUGACAAAAUUGCUAUGCUUGGAGAACUCGAAAGCUUCGACAUAUAUGAAGAAGAUGAGAUAGAAGCUUUUGAAAUGCCUUCAUGGACCAGUACGAAUGCUGGAC
This is a messenger RNA of Chenopodium quinoa (quinoa), 3140 nucleotides long. Its product is annotated as probable polygalacturonase At1g80170. The record is from RefSeq and is a predicted model, not a curated record. Gene Ontology annotation, biological process: carbohydrate metabolic process; RNA modification. Lineage: Eukaryota; Viridiplantae; Streptophyta; Magnoliopsida; Caryophyllales; Amaranthaceae. Gene Ontology annotation, molecular function: RNA binding; polygalacturonase activity; protein binding. The transcript has 2 exons. Bases 1065 to 3017 code for a protein of 650 amino acids.